AUAUAUUGAAAAUGUGCUGUAUAAUAACACGUGCACUUCAAAAAAAAAAUGCACAUAUUUUUGUUAUAUGAACAUUGGCUAUGUUGAUAUAGCUUUUAGCAAAUGUUUUACUAUUUUGUGCAUGGUUUGCACCACAGGUGCUCGGGUCUGGAAUAUAUGUGAUAUAUAAUCGCACCCACUAUAUAUCGCAUCCCCUUUAACUAAUAAAUCAUAAUUUAUUAGUUUAAGGCGAUUAUAUAUCACAUAUAUUCCAGAACCCGAGCACCUGUGGUUUGCACCGCUGAGUGGCGCAUGAUUACGUAGUCACGUGGUUUGAAUGCCGAUCAGUACAUCAUCAUAUCAACGGUGUUCUGUAUUUUCUACCUAUGUACACUUUUUUUUAUUGUCAUUAAUCAUAUUGUUUGAUAAUGAAAAUUAACUGAAUAAUGAUGUGCAUAGCGCACUUGUUUAAAACGAUAAACUUAACAGUUAAAUCCUGGGUGUUACCAGUUUUGACGGAUUGCAGUUGUAAUCAGAAACCAAACCCACUGUGGAAACAUGCCAUGAACGGACCAAGAAAAGCAGCCAAAGCAAUCAUCAAAGCCAGAAUACUGACGGGCACAUACACACUACAAACAAAUAGGAUUUAAGUGGUGACAUUUGGACGUGGCAAAAGUAAUGGAUGAAUUAACAGCACAGCUAGCUGCAGACUUCUCUGUAAGCAGCGAUCCAAAUAGCAUUGCAGCACAACACCCAAGAUUUACCCAGUACAAGUCUCGUGGUGAUGGCCCGGACCAGAAUACACGCAGAUCAAGAAUUCUCAAGGCACAGAAGAGACAAAGGUUUGAUUAUCUUUGCCACAUGCGAUGUCUAUCAGAAGAUACCUGGGAAAAGGCUGAUGCUGAGUCUGUGGCCUCUAAUGACAGCAUGGAAGUACAGAUGGAGGGUGAGGAGGUGAAACUCAGAAAGCCUGGCAGAAAUUUCAAAAAUCAGUUAAUGAUGUCAGAAUGGUUAGUCGAGGUACCAGGUGAUUUUGCAGAAGAAUGGAGUACAGUUAUCUGCCCUUGGGGAAAGAGGUGCCUGGUUAUUGCUUCAAGGGGGAGAACCUCGGCCUACUCCAGGGGAGGAUACAGAAUUAACACAUUCCCAUCUUUGCUACCUGGAGGCUGCAAAAGCCAACCUGGUCGCUUCAAAGACAAUGUCAUUCUGGAUUGUCUUUAUAAUGAAACUGAAGGCACCUACUAUGUUCUCGACAUUAUGUGUUGGAAAAACCAUCCUGUAUAUGAUAGUGAGACAGAAUUUCGAUUUUACUGGCUGCACAGUAAAUUCUCAGAAGAACCAGAACUUAGUCAGAAAUCUGAUGGAAAUCCUUAUAAAUUUGUUGCGUUACCAAACUUUGCCUGUACACCUGAGUCCAUCAGCAGCGCUGUAAAUACAGCAAACUUUGAGAUUGAUGGAAUACUGUUUUACCACAAGAGGACACACUACACAUUUGGAUCAACACCUCUGGUGGUCUGGUUAAAACCUUACAUGUUGCCAGAAAUUCUCAAGAUUCAAGUGACAGACAAAAUAAUGGAGGCAAAACCUGACUCCUACACUGACUACGCUGCCCACAUGACAGUGGUGGCAGAAGAGAAGGAGAAAGCAAAGGAACUGAGAAAACAGAAAGGAAGUGAGAAACAACCGGGGGUGAAAAUACUGCAGAGAGAACAGGGUAAAGGGGAUGCUGGUGAGCAGGGAGUCAAAAGCAAUAAGCAAACAUCUGGUGGUGGAGGAGGAGGAGGCAGACGUGGCAAGGGCAGGAGGAAAAGAGGCGGAGCCGAGGCCCACAUGGAUGUGAUGUUUUCUGAGUGGAUGACAGACGUACCAGAGGAUCUAGCUAAAAACUGGUUCAUGAUGAUCUGUCCUAAAGGCAAGCGGAACCUGGUGAUAUCAGCACAGGGAAGAACAUUCACCCAGUCUAAACAGGGCAUGCUACUGGAGGACUUCCCGUCUUGUCUGCCUGGUGGAAACGUUGGAGACCAGAAAGGAAUGUCGGUGCUGGACUGUAUCUAUGACAAGAAGGAUGAUGUGUACUAUGUAUUGGAUAUGAUGUUUUGGAAGAAUCAAGACAUGACCGACUGUGAUAGUGAGUUCCGUAUUUUUUGGAUGAAUGAGCGACUAGGAGAGCAGAAGAGUAUAACCAGACGGUCCAACGUCAACCCUCACAAGUUUGUUCCACUGAAGCCUGUUGCCUGUACAAAGAAAAUGCUCAGCCUGGCCAUGAACUCCACCAACUUUGAUGUGGAUGGUGUUCUCUUCUACCACAAGACCCUUCCUUAUAGGCCAGGCAUCUCCUCUCAAAUUCUUUGGUUGAAGCCAUACAUGAUGUCGGAGGCUCUUGAGGUGGAGGUUCCUUCACAUAUGAGUGUAGCACCAUCCAUUUACACAUCAUUCGCAGACCACGUUGCUUUGGUGAAAGAGGAGCUAGGGGAAAAGAAAUCAACUAGGACAGGUGGACGCCAUAAGGACAAACCAUGCAUUGACAUUGAUAAGAUCGUGGAAGACAUUGGGGAUCUGUACAUCAGUAAGAGAGAGAUGGAGGCCAACACUAUUGGGCCAGUACCCAUGCGCAACCGCACACAGACUAGUGUGUGGAGACCUGAGCAUUCCAGCAGGAGACAAGGUGAUGGACUCCUUGGUGACCCCAGACAAAUGUAUGGGGCCGAUUAUUACGGUCAAGGAAGCUUUUACCAAGGACAUUACAACCAGUGGUGUAACAAUCAGGGUUAUAAUAACCAGGCUGGCUAUUGUGACCAGGGCUAUACGGGAUACCAAGCCUGGAAUAGCCAGAACUACAGCCGUGCUAACAAUCUGCCUGCUGUGGGGGUCCAGGGUGCCUGGGGCUACGAGGAUCACAAGAAAGCACGACAACCAAAGGGAAGGGGAGGCUUGCUCAAGCUUAGUGCCAUGGAUUCCUACAAGAAAACACACAAGAUAUUCAAGGAGUAAAAACAGCUGGUUUAAAAUUGUAUAUUUGUGUGCUUAAGUGUGAAAAUGCUGGUGCAACCACUGGAUAUGGCAAAUGUGUGAGAAUGUUCUUGUGUUUGUUAAGUGUUAUACUGGUGCUUAUAAAUUUAAGCUGUGCUGAGUUGAGGAGACCAUUCCUUUUUGGAUUUACUGUGAAAGGAAAUACAUUUACAACAUAAACAAAUGUAUUCUUUUUUCUCAAGUUUAGAAAUCUUCAGUAAUAAUUGUGUUAAUCAGGUCAAAUCAUGAAUAUGUUACAGAAACGUGCCUGAAUAAAUUUUGUUAAUAAUUGAUGUGUUCUGCAGUGUUUGGUAUAUUCAUUCAAUGUAUAUUUCAUGUGAAAUGAAAUCCUAGCUGAUUGAUAGAUGUAAUAGUUGGCCGAUUCACAAGCUCCUGUUUUUAUCAGAUCACAAUCAAUAUCUUGCCAAUAAAUUAAAUCGGGAGUACACAACUAGUCAUAAAGUGCUAUUGUAAAACAUAUACAUGUGUUGGUAUAAUCGAGGUUAAGGUAUGUACAGUGUUAUUGUGUGCCAGAAAGCUUUGUUGAUGAGUAAAUUUCAGUUUACUCCCUUUAUUGAGAGUAUACACAUUUUAGCAGUGCUACAAUUGGCUGAUGCAAUUAUGUUUUUACUAAACAUAUUAAUCUGGUCAAGUUAUGAAAAUAUUUCCAAGCCAAUUGUUCCUGGUAUUUGGUAUCACAAUCAGUCUCUGUCUUGCUAUUAAUAUUUAUUACAUACUUACAAAUAAAUACAGGUUUUUUGUAUAUGUGAUACGACACAAUUGCUCUAACCCAU
This is a messenger RNA of Mizuhopecten yessoensis (Yesso scallop), 3782 nucleotides long. RefSeq lists its product as uncharacterized. Gene Ontology annotation, cellular component: cytoplasm; nucleus. NCBI's taxonomy places the organism in Eukaryota, Metazoa, Mollusca, Bivalvia, Pectinida, Pectinidae. The coding region runs from base 658 to 2970 and encodes 770 amino acids. The record is from RefSeq and is a predicted model, not a curated record. The transcript is spliced from 15 exons. Gene Ontology annotation, biological process: protein import into nucleus; snRNA import into nucleus. Gene Ontology annotation, molecular function: nuclear import signal receptor activity; protein binding.